Molecule: messenger RNA, 240 nt
Organism: Ilyonectria robusta
Lineage: Eukaryota; Fungi; Ascomycota; Sordariomycetes; Hypocreales; Nectriaceae
Product: ankyrin repeat-containing domain protein
Exons: 1
Cellular component (GO): cytoplasm; nucleus
Molecular function (GO): protein binding
Source: RefSeq, a predicted model, not a curated record
AGGAUAAUGGUUAAUAGCGGAGCAGGCGUCAACGCCAGCGAUAAAGACGGAUGGUUGCCGCUCUUAGAGGCCUCAGAGAAGGGCCACGAGGCGGUGGCAAGGCUUCUAAUCGACAAGGAAGCAGACGUUAACGCCAGCGACAAAUACGGAUGGUUGCCGCUCUUAUGGGCCUCAUGGGAGGACCACGAGGCAGUGGCAAGGCUUCUUAUCGACAAGGGAGCCGUGGCCAACAUGGGCUAG